AUGAAUCCCUUCCUCGCUUGUCUGGGAUUCUUCUGGGAUCCGUUAUCGCAGGGUGUGCAUAAUUUCCUGCAGAGCAGCACGGGGGGAGUCGUCUCCUGUGUGUGGAAUCUGGCCGCCGGUGGAAUCGUCACUCUCAUUCUGCUGGACUCCAGGGCAGAGGAGCUGGGUAGGGAGAUGAAAGAGCUGACGGACAUUAGAGCAGAUCUAUUGACGGAGAUCAGAAACGGCAAGCUUGAUAACAAGGGGCCGACCCAACAGGCCAAGACUUGGCUCGAUGAGCAAAACAAGAUCGAGGACAGGGUGGACAAAUUCCGGGUUUCCUUCCAGCAGAGGGGGGACUCCUCUGAGGGCUGUUCUUUGCUAUCCUCCUAUCGGCUCUGUUGUGAAGCUGCCGAAUGCCUGAAAGAAGUCCAGAGGCUGAAGACCCAAAAGAACAAUCUCCCCCUCCUAAUCCAGGCGCCGCCGCCCGCGGUGGUUCCGCUUCCGAGCUCUUCAGUCUCGAUGGUGGGCGAGGAAGAGACGUUGUCGGAGAUCCGUCGUCUCGUGGAGGACGAUGAAGUAGGAAUCAUCGGGAUCUACGGCUUGGGGGGAGUAGGGAAGACGACCCUCUUGAAGGCGAUCAACCACGAGCUCCACCAAAGGGGUCCCCCCCGUUUCGAUCUGGUCAUUUGGGCCACCGUGUCCAAGGAAGGUGAUAUCCUGGAGGUUCGUUCAAGAGGAAAUCGCCGCCGAUUGGGCUCUCUGGCCCCGGGGAGGGCCAGGGCCCGACCCUUCCAGUGGAACUACCAAACAGGGCCAGCACCAUGCUGAGGACCCUCUCCCAGAGGAAGUUCUGCUGCUAGACGACCUGUGGGACAAACUAGACCUUGGCGCUGUAGGCGUCCCCUUCUCCACCUCUUUCAUCAGGAACGGAAGCAAAAUAGUCUUCACCACACGGUCAGAGAAAGUGUGCAACGAGAUGGACGCUCAACGGAAAGUGAAGGUACCCCUCUUGAAUCAAGCAAGCUCUUGGACGCUCUUCUGCCAAAAGCUGGGAAAGGGAGAAGACCAGUGGGAUCCCUUUGUGAGAUCUCUCGCAGAAGCCGUUGCUAAGAAAUGCGGAGGCCUGCCCAUCACUCUCAUCACCGUAGGCCGGGCCAUGGCGGAGGUCACCAGCCGUGGCGAGUGGGAAGAGGCUCUCAUGGCGCUGAAGGGCAUACCCGCGGCACCCGGAGACAUGGAAGAGAAGGUUCUAAAGCUUCUCAAGUUCAGUUUCGACCGAUUGAAAGAUACAUCCACCAGGGAGUGCCUUCUCUACUGCGCCCUCUUUCCCAGAGGAUGGGAACAUCUUUAA
Molecule: messenger RNA, 1333 nt
Organism: Spirodela intermedia
Lineage: Eukaryota; Viridiplantae; Streptophyta; Magnoliopsida; Alismatales; Araceae
Source: the annotation of a GenBank genome assembly